AUGUCAAGCGCCGAGAUGUUGCUUGUGCGCAGGCUUCAGAAGUCGGCGAACAGAGACGAGACCAAAGAGCUGAUCGAGGUGCUCGACUCCUUGGUUCCGAGAAUAACGAAAGCAAGGAGGCAUCGAUCGUCUUUGAAGUCUGGGAGGAGCCUGACGCAGCUGCUCUCGGACCUGCGGUGUAGGAUAGAGAAGCUUUUGAGCAUUCCGCAGAGUGUGGACGAUGUUCAGAUCUCUGACUUGCUCAUCAAGAGGGGGAUCCUUGAAGCUCAGAAGCCUAUCAUCGUCAUCGAUUUCAACAGCUUGAAAAUCCUGUCUCUCAGCUCUGGUGCGAGGGAAUGGUUUCGGAGCAUGCCGUUCGCCGGCCCCAUGGGUCAGAACCUCCUUCAUUUCUCCCCUCACUCCCACCGAAAUGCCGUCCAUCAACUGUUGCACAAGAGCAAGAGCACAGAAGCGAAGAGCGAGCGCAGCGAUGGGAGCACGUGCAAAGAGCCGCCUGCAAAGGAGCGCAUUAUCACCAUGUAUCAUUUCCAUAAAUCCUCCCUGAGGUACUGUCAAUGUGCCCUAGAGGAGGUGUGCAACGUCCAAGGACAGCAUUCCUUCCUAUUCUUCCAGUCAUGCGAGGAACAACAGACCAGUACGACUUCCAACAGACCGGGUGGCUUCGAGGACUUCUCAGGUGUCUACAGCUUCGAUUUCUUCUCCUCGACACACCUACCAUGGGAUCAGAGGCCGUGCUUUGCAAGUUCCUCCUCGCUGCCAUUCAUCUUCUCGGGAUGGAGAGCAAUCUGGGAGGAUCCUCGGAACAUUGCAGAGCUUAAAGAGCACUACAAGUCAGAUUCUGUGGAUGCUAAGAUGAACAUGGCGAACCGGCUGCAGCUGUCCUGCAGCCUGUCCAAGUCGCUAACGGGAGACGGUCACCGGUGUCUCGUCAAGUUCAGGAUGAACCUUCCGUCGUUGAAGGGCUCGAUGACGGCGGGAUGGCGUGAGGACUGCGAGAUUGAGCUCAACGGUAUCCCCAAGUACCUGGGGGGAGGAAGGUACAUAUCUGUCGUUACCCAUGCAGAAUCAGAUGCUAAUAAGCUCAUCUUCACCGAGUUUCACCUGAAAGAGGAACAUCAGAAGCUUGUCUGCUUCGCUUCGUAUCAUACGCAGAUGAAGCAAAUGCACGUGAUUGUGCAUGGACAGACCUACUUGGAAGCAAACAGAGAGUGGAGGGAAACUAGGUUUGUUGCUCAGGCUGUAUAG
This is a messenger RNA of Guillardia theta CCMP2712, 1245 nucleotides long. RefSeq lists its product as hypothetical. The transcript is spliced from 3 exons. The coding region runs from base 1 to 1245 and encodes 414 amino acids. The record is from RefSeq and is a predicted model, not a curated record. NCBI's taxonomy places the organism in Eukaryota, Cryptophyceae, Pyrenomonadales, Geminigeraceae.